AUGGAAGACUCUACAUUAGCCGCCACGACUGCGAUCCUGCAAAGUCUUGCAUUAUCGAGUCUCGAUCUUCCACAGUCAAAUGUUUACGGCAAUACGGGGAUUAGGAUACCAGGUGCAGAUACAGCAGGAAAGCUUGCCCUCGAGCAAGCACUUGCGGCGUUGGUAUUGAGGGUUCAGAGAUUAGAAACAAAAGCGAUCACAGACAGCAUUCAUGAUCUACCUGAUACGCCAAAUGAAAUAGGAGCACCGUCUGCCUUCGCCGAUGUACUCACGGGCGCUCCAUCCCGAGUUUCGAAGAGUAUUGCAUCUCGACAACAGCUCGUAAAUUCGUUACUUGCCGCAAGAGAAAUCCCUUCGGGCGGUGAACGACCUCCUAAAUUUACGAAAUUAAGUGAUGAGGAACUCGAAGCACUCCGCGAACAUGUCAACGAACAAUCAAAACAGCUUAAUAGUCAGAAAUCUGAGUUGGCCGGUGUACAUGCUCAACUAUUUGAUCAGAAGCAGAGACAAGAACAAGCACUCAAUGUUCUCGAAGUGGAGCGUGUAGCAGCACUCGAAAGAGAGCUGAAGAAGCAUCAACAGGCCAACGAGGCUUUCCAAAAGGCUCUACGGGAAAUUGGAGAGAUUGUCACAGCUGUAGCUAGAGGUGAUCUUAGUAAGAAGGUACAAAUCCACUCCGUGGAGAUGGACCCUGAAAUCACAACUUUCAAGCGGGUUAUCAAUACUAUGAUGGAUCAGCUUCAGAUAUUCUCAAGUGAAGUUUCUCGUGUAGCUAGGGAAGUCGGCACAGAAGGUAUCCUUGGUGGACAAGCCAAGAUAUCUGGUGUUGAUGGUACAUGGAAGGAGUUGACUGACAAUGUCAACGUUAUGGCACAGAAUCUCACUGAUCAAGUCCGAGAAAUUGCAUCCGUCACUACCGCCGUAGCCCAUGGAGAUCUUACACAGAAAAUUGAGAGACCGGCUCAGGGCGAGAUACUCCAAUUGCAACAAACUAUUAAUACCAUGGUGGAUCAACUCAGAACCUUCGCCGCCGAAGUCACCCGCGUAGCAAGAGAUGUCGGAACCGAGGGUAUUCUUGGGGGUCAAGCAGAAAUCGAAGGCGUACAGGGCAUGUGGAACACUUUGAUUGUCAAUGUCAACGCCAUGGCCAACAAUCUUACCACACAAGUGCGCGAUAUAGCAAUUGUCACAACAGCCGUCGCGAAGGGAGAUCUGACUCAAAAGGUUCAGGCAGAAUGCAAGGGUGAAAUCAAGCAGUUGAAAGAGACUAUAAAUUCCAUGGUGGACCAAUUACAACAAUUUGCGCGAGAAGUUACGAAGAUUGCUAGGGAGGUCGGUACAGAAGGUAGACUGGGUGGACAGGCAACAGUGCAUGAUGUGGAAGGUACUUGGAGAGACCUCACCGAAAAUGUGAAUGGUAUGGCCAUGAAUCUUACGACACAAGUACGAGAGAUCGCAAAGGUUACUACUGCUGUCGCAAGAGGAGACUUGACCAAGAAGAUCGAAGUGGAAGUCCAGGGAGAAAUCGCUUCGCUUAAAGAUACCAUCAACACCAUGGUGGACAGGCUUGGCACAUUUGCGUUUGAGGUUAGCAAGGUCGCUAGGGAGGUCGGAACUGACGGAACCCUUGGUGGUCAAGCCCAGGUUGAUAACGUGGAAGGAAAGUGGAAAGACCUCACCGAAAAUGUGAACACGAUGGCCAGAAAUUUGACUACUCAAGUACGAGGUAUAUCGACUGUUACACAAGCUAUUGCCAAUGGAGACAUGAGUCAGAAGAUUGAGGUUGCUGCUGCCGGUGAAAUACUCAUUCUAAAGGAAACCAUCAACAACAUGGUAGACAGAUUGAGUAUCUUCUCCAACGAAGUGCAAAGAGUCGCCAAGGAUGUGGGUGUGGAUGGUAAGAUGGGCGGCCAAGCUGACGUUGCUGGGAUUGGCGGCCGCUGGAAAGAGAUCACAACGGACGUCAAUACCAUGGCCAACAACUUGACGACCCAAGUGCGCGCCUUUGGCGACAUCACUAACGCUGCCACUGAUGGCGACUUCACGAAGCUGAUUACCGUUGAGGCAUCAGGAGAAAUGGAUGAGCUGAAACGCAAGAUCAACCAGAUGGUGUACAAUUUGAGGGAUAGUAUUCAAAGAAACACCUUGGCUAGGGAGGCAGCCGAAUUCGCCAACAGAACGAAGUCUGAAUUCUUGGCUAAUAUGUCUCACGAGAUCCGAACACCCCGAGAGAUGCUCAACAUUGUCCAUAACUUGGCCAACAGUUUAUUGACCAUCAUAGAUGAUAUUCUCGAUUUGUCGAAGAUCGAAGCAAACCGCAUGAUCAUGGAGGAAAUCCCAUAUACCCUUCGAGGAACCGUUUUCAACGCACUGAAAACACUUGCUGUCAAGGCUAAUGAGAAAUUCUUGGAUCUCACCUACCGUGUGGAUAGCUCCGUACCAGAUCACGUCGUGGGUGAUUCGUUCCGUCUUCGACAAAUUAUACUCAAUUUGGUUGGAAAUGCCAUCAAAUUCACAGAGCAUGGUGAAGUUUCUUUGACUAUCCAAAAAGCCGAACAAGAUCAUUGCGCGCCAAACGAAUACGCAGUCGAGUUCUGCGUAUCUGACACUGGUAUUGGUAUUCAAGCUGAUAAGCUCAACUUGAUUUUCGACACUUUCCAGCAAGCCGAUGGCUCUAUGACGAGGAAAUUCGGAGGUACUGGUCUAGGUCUAUCAAUCUCGAAGAGACUCGUGAACCUCAUGCGUGGAGAUGUCUGGGUUAAGAGCCAGUACGGAAAAGGCAGUUCAUUCUACUUCACAUGUACAGUCCGUCUCGCAACCUCAGAUAUCACCUUCAUUCAGAAACAACUCAAGCCAUAUCAAGGUCACAAUGUUCUGUUCAUCGACAAAGGACAAACUGGUCAUGGCAAAGAAAUAAUCACCAUGCUUACACAACUUGGCUUGGUUCCCGUUGUUGUCGAUUCGGAACAGCAUACGAUUCUUCUCGGAAAUGGAAGAACUAAGGAGAAGAUUGCUUCAACCUAUGAUGUGAUUGUUGUGGACUCGAUCGAGAGUGCCCGAAAACUGAGAUCAAUCGAUGAGUUCAAGUACAUUCCGAUUGUACUCUUAGCUCCAGUUGUUCAUGUCAGCUUGAAGUCUGCUUUGGACCUUGGUAUCACUUCUUACAUGACCACGCCAUGUUUGACAAUCGACCUUGGCAAUGGUAUGAUUCCUGCGUUAGAGAACCGAGCUGCACCUUCGUUAGCCGACAAUACCAAAUCAUUCGACAUUCUCCUGGCCGAAGAUAACAUCGUUAAUCAACGCUUAGCCGUGAAAAUCUUGGAGAAGUACCAUCACGUUGUUACCGUCGUCGGAAAUGGUCAAGAGGCACUGGACGCUAUCAAGGAGAAACGAUACGACGUCAUUCUCAUGGAUGUUCAAAUGCCAAUUAUGGGAGGAUUCGAAGCAACGGCUAAGAUUAGAGAGUACGAACGAAGCCUUGGAACGCAAAGAACGCCGAUCAUCGCUCUUACAGCACACGCUAUGUUGGGUGAUCGCGAGAAGUGUAUUCAAGCCCAGAUGGAUGAAUAUCUUUCUAAGCCUCUGAAGCAAAAUCAUCUAAUCCAAACGAUCUUGAAAUGCGCAACACUCGGCGGAGCACUCUUAGAAAAGGGUAGGGAGGUCAGGCAAUCUGCCAACGAAGACAGUCCAAACACGCAGAAUGGUACUCGCGGACCCGCACAGCAUUCUUCAUCGAGUCCCACACCAACCCACAUGAGACCGGCUAUCGAGCCUCGUGCAUACACGACUACCGGCCCUAUAAAUCAUGGGAGUUUGGAGAGUCCUUCGAUCGUAGCGGCAGAUGCUGAGGAUCCACUUGCAAGGCUUCUGAUGCGUGCGCAUAGCGGCUAG
Sclerotinia borealis F-4128 is the source of this 3891-nucleotide messenger RNA. The record is from the annotation of a GenBank genome assembly. Lineage: Eukaryota; Fungi; Ascomycota; Leotiomycetes; Helotiales; Sclerotiniaceae.